CUUCAAUGCUAUCAUCUUUGCAACGAAAAUGAAAUUUUAAACGUUGUUGACAUGUUGUGGUUGUUUUCCUCCUAAAGAAUGUUUGUUGACGUUGCGAUAGAAGUACCGGGGAAUAUUCUAUGAAUUGACAAGAAACAUAUGACAUUGCAUAUACAGGAAGGAGGAGCAAUAACUCAAAGAUAGACCACACCAAGCAGGCGCAGUGACAAAAAUGGAAUAAGGAGCCAGUUUACCAACAUUACCACGUUAGCUGGUGACAAUUUCACCUUACUCAUAAGAAACAUAUGACAUUGCAUAUACAGGAAGGAGGAGCAAUAACUCAAAGAUAGACCACACCAAGCAGGCGCAGUGACAAAAAUGGAAUAAGGAGCCAGUUUACCAACAUUACCACGUUAGCUGGUGACAAUUUCACCUUACUCAUAAGAUAUUUCUGGCAGGCUUUGGUUCUUGUAUUCUUAACUGCUAUACAAAAGCACGAAUGAUUCACACCAGACAGGCUCCAAAUGGAGAGCCAAAAACACAAAGAAAGAAUCUUAGGAAAGCAAGGGUUCAUACAGGGACCUCAGUGCCUAAAGAGCAGAAUAUGAAUCAUAUGGAUGGAAUAAGCUAUUUAAUGAAUGGCACUAAAGUCAAGAUUUCUGUAUCACCAAGGGAGAUGUGGAAGAAGCAUUUGGAAGACAGUUCAGUCACAGAAAAUUUCAUCCCAGAUACAACUAGAGUUGAGGAAACAGCACACUGUUCAGAGAAAUUUCUUGAGAUGUCAAAUUCUGGUCAGUAUCUUUUGGCACAUAUGAGGGAGACUUCAAGAAUUUCCCCUGGAUCAGAUGGUUCAUCCUCUUUAUCAGAUAAUAGUCAUCAGCUCAAAAGCAGUUGCAAGAGAGGUCAACUUUCAAAUUCAAAUAAUGAGGAACAAACAAAUUCAAAGAAUGCAAUUGAUUACAAUGUUGAUACGGACAUACACUUAAGGAAGAAAAAGAAACCACGAACAAGUGGCAGAAAACCACAAAUAUAUGAUGACGCACUUGACAUAAGCGAACACCAUACUCAGACAAGAAGAGAAGGAGAGAUGAGUAAUAGCAUGGAAUCAUCAGAUACUAGUUUUUCCAAAAAUAAAACACCAGAACAUAAACUCAAGAAGAAGAAAUAUGCAGUAAUAAAGCAGGAUUUAUUUGAUAUAACAUCACCUACUGUUUUACAUCAGACGAAGCAACUUAUGAAAGAUACUUGGAAGAAAACUGGUAAUCUUAAUGUAGAUCCAGAAAUCACCAAGAGUUGUGACCAACCAAAAAUAUUUGAAUCAAGAUCAAGUGCAGACUCUAUUUUGAAUGUGAGACCAAAAAAUGCAUUGAGGAAGAAGGUGCCAAGGCCUCAUGGGAAAAAUCCUUAUGAAUCUCUGAUGGGUACCAGCAAUAACGUUGAUCCUAUAGCUGAAUUAGAAAAUAAAACUGGAAAUGUUUCUUCAGGAUCAGCUAGUAGCAUUGCUCCAGUACCUAAAAAUGUCAGAUACAAUUUUAAGCAGAUACAUCUGAAGCGUUGUAUGUUUGAUUCAGUAGUUGAGAAUCCUGUUGCUGAGGAUUCUGUUCGGAACAUGCAGGCGAAUGUAGAUGACCCAUGUACCAGUGAGCAACAGAAUAAAGAUAUUUCUGCUGAAAUGGAUGUUCGAAAAGCUCCUGCAUUUGCCAAAAUAGUUGGCAAAAGAAACAAAAAACAUUUUCAGCCCAAUUACUCUGAAUCAGUUGUUGGAAAUAAUGAUGGCAGUGCUGAGCAUGAGAAGCAGAACAAUGAUAUUGCCUUGGCUGAGAAUUAUGCUGAAAAUACAUUGGCAGCUAGUAUUUCUGCAGAAAUGGAUGUUCUGAAAGCUCCUGCAUCUGCUAAAAUCAUUGGCAAAAGAAACAAAAAACAUCUUCAGCCUAAUUACUCUGAAUUGGUUGUUGGAAAUAAUGAUGAAAGUGCUGAGCAAAAUAUUGAGAAGCAGGGCAGUUAUAUUGCCUUGGCUGAGAAUUAUGCAAAAAAUACAUUUGCAGGUAUUAUUUCUGCAGAAAUGGAUGUUCUGAAAGCUCCUGCAUCUGCUAAAAUCAUUGGCAAAAGAAACAAAAAACAUCUUCAGCCUAAUUACUCUGAAUUGGUUGUUGGAAAUAAUGAUGAAAGUGCUGAGCAAAAUAUUGAGAAGCAGGACAGUUAUAUUGCCUUGGCUGAGAAUUAUGCAAAAAAUACAUUUGCAGGUAGUAUUUCUGCAGAAAUGGAUGUUAUGAAAGCUCCUGCAUCUGCUAAAAUUGUUGGUAAAAGAAACAAAAAACAUCUUCAGCCCAAUUACUCUGAAUUAGCUGUUGGAAAUAAUGACAAAAGUGCUGAGCCCACUGUUGAGAAACAGCACAGUGAUAUUGCCUUGGAUGAGAAUUAUGCCCAAAAUGGAUUGGCAGCUAAUACAAAGGAAAGUGUAGAAGUUUCUGCUACAAAUUUAUUUAUAAUGAAGGUACUUGGAAAGAAAAUUGAUCCAGUGUCACCACACACAUUCGAGCUUUCAGGAAUGCAGGGGGAUUCACAUAAAAAUCAUAACUUAGAAGGUAGUAGACAAACAAAUGAUGGGGACUAUAACAACUCAGUUGAUAUAUUAGUUAAAAGAAAAGCCUUCCAUGGCCUCAAACAUACCUCUGAAUAUGAUUGUCACACGUUACCUGAAUUUGGCAGACCAGUGGAGUCACCUAGUUAUUCUCUUACAAUCUCUAAAUUCAAACCAAAAAUUACAUCUUCUAAGAUCGUUGUGGAUAAAGAUGAGAUUAUAGAACAGUGUCCACCUACUCUGGCUGCACUUCAGCAAGAGGCAACAUCUAACAUGUUAAAAGUAACUCAUAAAGAGAAACAAACGUAUCAGUCAGAUAACCCCAUUGCUCACCAGCCAAGAGUUUCAGAUCAUGAGAGUGAGGAAACUAAGUGUAAGGAAAGAAAGAAAUGUUAUAAUAGUGUUUGUGACAACACUCUGUCAUCAGAUUUAACAUUUGAUCCAGACAAUGUACCACAUUCAACAAUGGUGAAAUCAAGCAGUAAGAAGGAACAUCCACCUUCUGCCAUGCGCAAAAUAGAGACUAAAACGAGAAGGAGCCUGGCAGCUUCAUUUCUGGAGUUAGCGCAUGUUUCCACAGAAAGUAGUGAAACAGUUAGUUCAGGGACAGAGAAGGCAGGUAUCAGAAAUAAUAAUUUCACAUUAAAUGGCAGGGAAAGUGGAAAUGAACCAACUAUUGAAAGUAAAAUAAAUGACAAUGGAAUGAAACACAGUGAAUUAGAAACAAAUGAGCAUCACUCAAAUACUGUAAGAAAAGAUGCCAGUUUUGCUAACAAAAUUCCUGUGCCAGAAAACUUAGAUGCUGUGUCAGACCACAAACCCAUUACAGAAAGCAUUCCCUCAAAUGUUUUGAAUUUCCUAACAUCAAACUACAGGACAUCAGAACAGUCUGCUGGUGAUAAUGAUGUUAGUCAAGUGUUCGGACAUAUGAGAAACAAAACUAAAAGCUUGGCAAAAAGUAGAUCCAUAAAUUCUCAAGACGAAUUAAUCAAUGCAGACAGUAAAAAUGAGAAGAAAAAGCAAGGAAACAAUAAAAGUGUUCCUGGUGAACUUGCAAACUCUCCUGAUCAUAUUGUAUUCCAAAAAAUAAUUAAGCCUCAAAAUAUGGGGUGUGAUACCAAACAGAGUGUAUCUUUGCCUGGUAUGGGAAGCAUUUCUUCAUACUCUACUAGUAAAGCACAAGAAAAGUGUGACAAUCAUGCUGAAAUUGACCAGAUAUCUCCGUUUAACACAUUUGCUCAGAAAAUUUGUAAUUCAGAAGUUGAAGAGCUUAAUCUGAGAAAGAGUGACAAAGCAAGUUUGAGAGCUGAGAGGAGAAAGUCUUCAAAUUAUUCUUAUGUGGCAGUUUCAUCUAGUAAAUUGAUUGAGACAGAUGUCUCAACUAGCAAAAAAGGCAGUAACGUGAGGAGUAUCACCAAAAUGACAGAUGCUUCCAUAGAAAAUAAAACAGAUUAUGCUGUAGCACCUAAUUUUAGUGAGGAACACUGUACAUCGAAAGGAACACCAGAAUUAAGAGAAUUAUCUUCUCCUUCUCUGUCGGCAUCUCAUAUAAAUAAAACAUCUCACAAGGAAAACUUCUCCUUGAGCAUUAAAAACAGCAGUGAAGUAAGAAAAAAUGUGAACAAAAAUUCAGCAGCUAACAAUGUGUCAAAUGCUAAAAUUGUUAUCUCAGAUUCACCUCGUUUCUCUAAAGCAAAUAAUGGUAAAGGGCAUGAUGAGUACUUGAAAGACAGUUUCCACAGAAACAGACAAACCGAAAAUGAGAAACAAAGUUUUACUGACACCCAACCACAACUGACAGAUGAUGAUGAUGCAAAUGGUGCAGAAGGAGAGACAUCAAUGGUUAUCGGAGGGUUAAGAGAAUUGACUACACCACCUCGCUCAGCAUCUCAGAUAAAUACAUCUCACAAGGAAAACUUCUCGCCGAACACUGAAAACAGCAGUAAAGUGAGAAGUAAGGAAAACAACAAAAAUUCAAUAGUUAGCCCUCUUUCGAAUGCUAAAAUAAUUCACUCAGUUUCAUCUGGUCUGUCUAAUGCAAAUAAUGAUAAAACGCCAAAUGAUGACCACUUCAAAGACAGUAUAAAUAGAAACAGCCAAACGAGAAGUGAGAGACGAAGUUAUGCGGACAACCAUCCACAACCAGUGGUAGAUAAUGAUGCAGAUGGUACAGAGGAGGAGAGACCAGUGGUUAACACAGCGCCUCUAGAGGAAAGUAAAUGUAUUAUUCACCAGAAAAAAUCGGAUCUCAGGCAAACUCAUGGUAAACCAACAGUACAUGCUCGUUUCUUGAUUGACGGUGAACCGUAUCACAAACCUAAACUGGCACGUCCAAAGCCUUGGAUUAAUCAGAGAUUUUAUAAUCAUAUUUUACCAAAAUUUGACAGAAAAUUUGGUCUUAAUAGUAGUGUAAAGUGUGAAGAGUUUGUAAAAGUACUUUGUACCGAAGUUACGGCUUGCAUUCGUGAAAGAAAAAAUUGGGAUGUACAUGUAUACAGUGUACAAAAGUUACUCAGAAAAUACUUAUCAGUAAACACUUAUGCACACUUCCUUAUAUUUGGGGAAAAAUAUUUACCAGAUGAGUUUAUUUUCAAGGUGGGUCUGACAUAUGAAAAGCAUUAUAGAAAUAAAUGAGAAUAAUUGCAUUUGUUGAUGUAUAAUAGACUAAUUACUGUAAGUCUGAGGAUUUUUGAGUACCAGAUCAAAAUAAGGAGUGGCCAGUGGUUGUGUGGUCAAAUCUCAUAAGUGUUAUCUCAAAGGAAUUAGUCAAUUAAGAGGAAAAUUGUGUCCUGGUAUCAUUCUUGGGUCUAAUUUGUUAAUAACAAUUCUAAACUGUAUAUUAUUUAACAUAUUUUAUAUGUUAAUUAAUCAUAACAGUAAGUAUAUAAUACCUCAUUGGUUCUAUAUGUAUGUAAAUAGAGUCAUAAAAAUAUUUAUUUACAUUGUACAUUUAUAACAAUUGUUAAUACAUUUAACACUGUAUGUGCCCAUUCACUUGAAUUAAAAAUUACUGUAGUUAUUUAUAUUAUAUACAAAUAUUGUUUCAGAUGCAUUGUAUAGUGCAAGAUUUUGUGAUGUAUUAUAUUAUGAAUACUAAUACUGAGCUGUCACGUACAUGACAAGGGAGUGGUCAAGACGUGUCAUAAGCAGUCCUGUGUUGAAAUUUAUGUUAGUAAAUUUUCCAGAAAAAUCCAUGUGCAAUAUUUCAGCUGUUGGCUUGCACUGGAAGCUGCUAAAAAAUGAUGAAAAAUGACUUUUCACAUGUGGGUUCUGCACCUGAGACUAUCUAAGCAUACAUCCCUGAAAUCCAUGGAACCCACAGAAAGUGGUCUCUGGGAUUUGGAAAGAGGUUAGAUAUGCAUUGCACAUAAUUAAAUUGUGAUACAGUGAAAUGACUUUACUAUUUCAGUGCCAAUUUUAACUAUAAACUUAACAUUAUGAACUAAAACAUUAAAUUUGAGUUUCUCUGCAGGUAUUCUUCAGUGGAGUAGAAAUAGUUGCCUAACAGAAAGUUCUUUCACUCUUCAGCUCCACCAGCUGAUUAGAUGACAUUCAAUGUGCUCUGGUUGUUGAUAGUGUAUGUACCCAAGUACCUGUAAAUUACGUCUGUGAUCUAUGUGUAGUUCUAAAAUGUAACAAUACAUUCUGCUUCUUGGA
This is a messenger RNA of Schistocerca piceifrons (Central American locust), 6217 nucleotides long. RefSeq lists its product as uncharacterized. NCBI's taxonomy places the organism in Eukaryota, Metazoa, Arthropoda, Insecta, Orthoptera, Acrididae. The coding region runs from base 479 to 5194 and encodes 1571 amino acids. The record is from RefSeq and is a predicted model, not a curated record. The transcript is spliced from 5 exons.